Nothoprocta perdicaria is the source of this 4120-nucleotide messenger RNA. It is a transcript of the gene RPGRIP1L, whose product is annotated as RPGRIP1 like. The record is from RefSeq and is a predicted model, not a curated record. NCBI's taxonomy places the organism in Eukaryota, Metazoa, Chordata, Aves, Tinamiformes, Tinamidae. Gene Ontology annotation, cellular component: photoreceptor connecting cilium. Gene Ontology annotation, molecular function: thromboxane A2 receptor binding. Gene Ontology annotation, biological process: retinal rod cell development; non-motile cilium assembly. The transcript has 26 exons. The coding region runs from base 38 to 3853 and encodes 1271 amino acids.
UACUUGUAUUUCACCUAUAGGCUACAGCAGAUAAGCAAUGUCUGCUCCAGCUGAUGAGACUGCAGGAGACCUGCCUGUGAGAGAUGUGGGUCUAAGUCUAGCUGGAGUUGGAGGAUUGCAAGAACCAUCAGCUACACAGAAUGUGAGAGCUCGACAAGCUGUAUCACGGGUUAGUCGUGAGGAGUUGGAAGACAGAUUCCUUCGUUUGCGUGAUGAGAACAUCGUGCUCAAACAGCAUGCAAAUAAGCAAGAGGAUAAAAUUAAAAGAAUGGCCACUAAGUUAAUACGACUUGUUAAUGACAAAAAGAGAUCUGAGCAGGUUGGUGGCGGCCCCAAGCGGCUGGGUCAGGCUGUGGAGCUGGAAGAAAUGAUUGAGCAUUUGCAAGAGAAAGUUCGGGAGCUUGAGAAACAAAACGAGGGCCUCCACAACAAACUCAUUGCAACCAAACAGCAGCUGCAGAUUCAAGGCCACAGGCCUAACCCAUACAGCUACGUUCAAUCCCGCAUCAACACGGGUCUCAGAAAAGUGAAUGAUGUUGUUGGUGUGCAGGAGCAUGCAAAAAAAGGAAUGAGAGUUCAGGAUUUAGAAGCGAGAUCGCCUCACCUUAUGCUCCCAAGAUAUGGACAGAGUCUUCUUGAGGAUGCAAGGGCUGAAAUAGCAAAUCUAGAGUCUGUGAUUGAGUCACAAAGGGAACACAUUGAGGAGUUAGAACAUGCCAGAGAGAUGCUUGGGAAUCAGCUAAGGAGGAAAGAAAAGGAAAUUGAAGGAUCUCUCUUACAGUUGAAGGAGCAAGAAACAAGCCAGAGGUUAAACAUCCGGGACAAUGUGGAAAUGAUCAAGAUCCAUAAGCAGCUGGUUGAGAAAAGCAAUGCUCUUUCAGCAAUGGAAGGAAAAUUUCUCCAGCUUCAAGAGAACCAAAGGAAUCUGAAGAGCAACCAUGAUGCUUUAAUGACAAAAGGUGAUGAACUCAAUCUGCAGCUUAAAGAGGAACGUUUAAAGUGCUUCCGUCUUGAAAAAGAAUUGCAAUCAGUGAAUAUUUCCAAGCGAAGGACAGAGGAGCUACAGGAUAGAAUAAAUGAUCUGGAGAAGGAGAAGGAACUCUUAAAAGAAAACUAUGAUAAGCUGUAUAGCAGUGUCUUCAGUGUGACCCAUGAACAGCAAUGGAAAUUAAAGGAACAGCAACUGAAACUGCAGAUUGCUAAACUCGAGACUGCUCUCAAAUCUGAUUUAGCAGACAAAAAUGAAAUCCUUGACAAGAUGAAAGCAGAAAGAGACCAAAAUGAAAAGCUGACCCAAGAGAACAAAGACCUGCACUUACACUGUCUGGAACAUAAGCAACAGCUAGAAGAACUGAGGAAUCACGUGAAGUUCCUCACCAAGGAAAGUGAUAUUGAAGUGGCAGAACUCCGAGAAGCUCUCUUGCUCAUAAAGGUUCAAAAGCAGCAGAAGAAUGGAGACCUUAGGAUUUUUGCAAAAGCAGAAGAUGGCAUCCAUAAAGAUUUGGAACAGUCCUUGCGGAAUCUGCAGUUAACACAUGCAGAAACAGUGCAAGAACUUGAAAAGACAAGAAAUAUGUUAAUAGUACAGCAUAAAAUUAACAAGGAUUAUCAGACUGAAGUUGAAGUAGUGACGCAAAAGAUGGAAAGUCUACAGAAAGAUUAUGAGGUAAAACUGGAACAAUAUGUCCACCUUCUUGACAUUAGGGCUGCUCGCAUCAGAAAAUUAGAAGCUCAACUAAGAGACAUUGCCUAUGGUACUAAGCAAUACAAAUUCAGGCCAGAAAUAUUGCCAGAUGAUCCAGUGGAUGAAUUUGAUGAAACUUUACAUUUAGAAAGAGGAGAGAAUCUUUUUGAAGUUCAUAUUAGCAAAGUGAUGUUUUCUCCUGAAGCUGUGCAAGUUUUUGGUGCCGAGGAACCUGCAACUUUUUGUACUUAUGCAUUCUAUGACUUUGAACUUCAGACAACCCCAGUAGUGCGUGGGUUGAUUGCAUCCUUUGACUUCACUUCUCAGUAUCUUGUGCGAGUUGAUGACUGCUUCUUGCACUAUAUGCAACAGAACAGCCUCACAGUUGAGGUUCAUCACGCGUAUGGCACAGAUUAUGAAACAGCUGCUGCAUGUCAACUGAAACUGCAUGACAUCCUGGAAAACAACGGCAGGAUCUACAGCUCAGCGACUUUAGUUGGAAUCAAUGGAAACAUCCAAAAUUAUGGUACCAUAGAGUACUGGAUCAGGUUACGAGUUCCGAUGGAUCAAGCUAUUAGACUCUACAAAGAAAGGUCAAAAGCUCUGGGGUAUCUAACAUCCAAUUUCAGAGACCAAGAGCAAUCAUCGCAGCAGCAGAUACUCGGGACUGCCCAAGUCAGCACUUCAGCAGAUGGCAAUUUAAAUGAACUCCACAUUACAAUAAAAUGUUGUAACAGUCUACAGUCCAGGAAAAAACAUCUUCAGCCAAAUGCUUAUGUUGUCUACAAGUUCUUUGAUUUUGCAGACCACGAUACUCCCAUCAUUCCUAGCAGCAACAACCCACAAAUAAAUGACCAUAUGUGUUUUCAAGUACCAAUGGAUGUAGAUUUAGACCGAUACCUAAAAUCAGAACCCCUAACUUGUUACGUUUUUGAUGAUGCUGAAACUGAAGAAAGUGAUUAUUUGGGAAAAGCCAAUGUACCUCUAAUUUCUUUGGCACAUGACAGAUGUAUCUCUGGUACUUUUGAACUGAAAGAUUCUGCAAAAUGUGCUGCUGGUACUAUCCAAGUGGAGUUAAAGUGGAAGUUUGCCUAUUUACUGCCAAGUGGGUUGGCCAUGGCUGCAGACUUAGAAAAUUACAUUCAAAAUGAGAAAUCAAUGGCAACUAAAUUAGUAGAAGAGAAGGAAGUGCAGGCUCCAGCCCUGACUCCUUCUUUUACUACAUCAAUGACAAAACCAACACCUAAACCAAGGCAGCGUAUAGCUCAAGCAGACAAAAAAGUAUCUUUUCUGGAUGGUGGCUCAUUACACAGGACAAGCUCUGUUGCUGUUGAAAAUCACAAGGAACUUGCACAGAAGAUAAAGACUUCAACAGCUACAAGUGUUUCAGUGGUUAAACAAGAAACCCCGGCUGGUGAUAAGGUGAAGGAGACUGCUGAGGAAAUUCAACAGGAAAACGAAGACUUUUCGCAUCUGUCUGAGGGACAGCUGGCUGACGAAAACUCAGCCACCUCUGGAGAUGAAACAGAAAUAACUGAAGAAUUGGAGCCAGAAGAUCAAGAUGACAGAAGAACAAAUGAUGCCAUUGAAUCAAUAAUAACAGACAGUGAUGAUUGUAUUGUUUCGAGUCCAGUUUCCAGGACUAUUAAACAGGCAGGUGAAAAAAUCCGGAUUGAAAUUAUCUCGCUUUGCUUUACGGACUCACGGAUUGCAGUGGAUGACACGAUACAGCAGCUGUUCGUAGAAUGCAGAUUAUACAAUUUCCUUGCAGAGGAGACUCCGGUGUCACUCCCAAAACCAACACGUGGUCACUGGGUUCACUAUAAUUACAGUAAAGUGAUUUAUGUGGAUAAAGCAAAUAAUCAUGCAAGAAGAGAAUAUCUGAAGAUGAUACUUCAAAAACCAGAUCUAAAUGCUGACAGCCUACGGUUUACAGUGGUUAGCGAUCCUCCAGAAGAUGAACAGGAGCUUGAGUGUGAAGAUAUUGGUUUUGCUUAUGUCAGUUUGAGAGAGAUACUUCAGAAAGAAAGAGAUAUCAUUGAACAAGAUAUUGAUGUUUUCGAUUCCCAAGAUGAGAGGGCAGUAAUUGGGAAGCUCAGAGUAACUGUGGAGGCCCUUGACGCGCUGCGCUCGGUCCGCGAGGAGUGCGGAGACGCCGAGGAGGCAUGAAAGGGAAGUUGGCCUACAGGAGCCCCUUCUCCCAGUGUAAAUACAUGCUUGAUAGCUCUUCCAAGAUGAGAUCUUUGUGAUUCUUACAGUUUAUUUAAUGUAUAAUUAAUAUGGAAAGGACGCUUGAUUUGCAGUUGUAAAAUUUUGUAUACUUUUCAGUCUGUUUGUUUUUAUAUCUCCCCCCUAAGGCUAAGCAUCUCUCCACAAUGGACAACGUCUUGUAAAUAAUUAAUACCUACAUGAUUGAAUGAUGUGCUUUAUUUGCAU